This is a messenger RNA of Malassezia restricta, 1257 nucleotides long. RefSeq names its product LEM3 CDC50 family protein. The record is from RefSeq and is a predicted model, not a curated record. Lineage: Eukaryota; Fungi; Basidiomycota; Malasseziomycetes; Malasseziales; Malasseziaceae. The transcript has a single exon. Gene Ontology annotation, cellular component: endoplasmic reticulum; Golgi apparatus; plasma membrane. Bases 1 to 1257 code for a protein of 418 amino acids.
AUGUUGGAUUUUGGACUUGCAAAACACCAAGCAGAUGACCCAACGAAAAAUGAAGAUGAAAACGAUUCAAUGAAAGACCAAAAAGAAAAGAAGAAACCAUAUGCACUUCAAAAACCUGCGAAUACGGCACUACGUCAGCAGCGUUUGAAAGCAUGGCAUCCCAUCUUGUCUCACUCUACCGUGCUACCCAUUUUGUUUGGAAUGGGCGUAUUUUUCGCGGUACUGGGUGGUGUCAUGUAUUGGUCAUCCGUGCGGGUGAACGAGCUUACUAUCGAGUAUUCCUCCUGUCGCGACGAAGCUCCUCAAUCCGGUCCUCCUGAGAAUAUACCUAGCAAAUAUUACAAAUACCGUUUUCAUUCAAAGCACGACUUGAAAAAUAUGCAGCCCCCGCAAUGGAGCGCCGAGCGUAUUCAACCAGGGCCUGGCAGGGAGAACAACCCAGCACGAUACCGCUGCACGGUUUCUUUUUCCAUUCCUGAGCAAUUGGAUCCAGGCGUGUUUCUUUAUUAUAAGCUCACCAAUUUUUAUCAGAAUCACCGAAGGUACAUGAAAAGUAUGGACUACCUGCAACUUUUGAAUAAGCCGCGCACCGCGGAUGAACUACAAAGUGAUCAAUGUAAGCCCCUUGGUCGGGAUCCUCACACAAAUCUGGCUGUAUACCCGUGUGGAUUAAUUGCUAACAGCGUUUUUAACGAUACGUUUACCUCACCAAUCAUGCUGGAUGAAAGUGGAAAGGAAAUAUCUACGUAUAACAUGAGUGAAAAGAAUAUCAUUUGGCAGAGUGAAUACAAGCACUACAAGACACCAACGUACAAUGCCUCUGAAAUCGUGCCGCCGCCCUAUUGGCAAGGAGCCGAAGGUCCAUUUGGAUAUCCCUCUGGUAGGUAUGAGGAAGGGAAAGUGUUUGAUCCAUCGAAGAACGAGCACUUUCAAGUGUGGAUGCGCACUGCCGCUUUCCCCCAUUUCAGGAAACUAUAUAUGCGCAACGACAACGAUCCGAUGACUGUGGGCCGCUAUUCGAUCGAGAUUAAAGACAACUAUCCUGUGAAUAUGUUCCAUGGCACCAAAGCUAUCGUGUUGAGCACAGCAUCUUGGGUCGGCGGUCGUAGCAUCGUCAUGGGUGCAUCACACAUUGCAGUCGCAGCUUUGUGCUUUUUAUUGGGUUUUGCACUGACAGGAAUGCAGCUCGCUCGCCCAAGACGUGUGGGUGAUACGAGGUACCUGAGCUGGAAUAAUCCUCCGAAACAGCGCACAUGA